Suricata suricatta (meerkat) is the source of this 1007-nucleotide messenger RNA. RefSeq names its product transmembrane protein 52 (gene TMEM52). The transcript has 5 exons. NCBI's taxonomy places the organism in Eukaryota, Metazoa, Chordata, Mammalia, Carnivora, Herpestidae. Bases 41 to 547 code for a protein of 168 amino acids. The record is from RefSeq and is a predicted model, not a curated record.
GGCGCGGCAGGCGGGCUUGGGCUCCCCGUCCGUGCCGAGCAUGGUAGUGAGGGCGCCGGCCGCCCGUGGACUCCUAUUGCUGCCGCCGCUCCUGCCGCUGCCGCAGGUGGCGCUGGGCUUCGGGGACAGCAGCUGCGACCCCUCGGACCUGUGCCCGCCCCAGGCCCGCUGGAGCAGCCUGUGGCACGUGGGGCUUAUCUUACUCGCUGUCCUGCUGCUGCUGCUGUGCGGAGUCACCGCCAGCUGCGUCCGGUUCUGCUGCCUCCGGAAGCGGGCACACACCCAGCCGCACCUGCCCGCAACACCUCAGCCAUGCGGCUUGACGGUCAGCCCUACAGACAGUGACAGCCCCGUGCACAGCACUGUGACUUCUUACAGCUCUGUGCAGUAUCCGCUGGGCACACGGCUACCCCUGCCCUUUGGGGAGCUGGACCUCGACUCCAUGACCCCUCCUGCCUACAGCCCGUAUGCCCCUGAGCUGCCACCCUCCUAUGAAGAGGCUGUCAAGAUGGCCAAACCCAGGCAGGAAGAGCCACCCCCUUCUUAGUGACCCAGUCCUCUCCCUGGGGCCUGAGGCCUAGAGACAUCGGCAGGGCCCCCAGAGCCAGGCUCCAAUGCCCAGCACCCCGGGCUGUGGCCCUGGUGCCACUCAAAGGCAGAGGAAAGUGCUCUUGAACCUCCCGAUGCUGCCAGCCAUCCCGUGCUCAGAGGGACCCAGUGCGAAGACACUUGCAGCCGGGCCCCCCAGCACACCCCGACCAUCCUUCGCCAGGGAAGGCCAGCUGCCCAGCACAUUGCUGCAGCCCUGGCCUUGUUGCUAAGUGACGCCAGGCAGCCAAGCCAGCUGGCCCUGUGUUAGCCACACACACACACACACACACACACACACACACACACAGGCCUGCAUUCAGUGCAUUCAGCCCUGACCCCACAGGCCUCAGCCUCAGGGCCCAGGGCUGGCUGUGACACCCCCAGCUUUUUGGAAAAUAAAGUUUGUACCUAAGUGA